Molecule: messenger RNA, 885 nt
Organism: Pungitius pungitius (ninespine stickleback)
Lineage: Eukaryota; Metazoa; Chordata; Actinopteri; Perciformes; Gasterosteidae
Product: adenosine receptor A2b-like
Exons: 1
Coding region: 1-885 (294 amino acids)
Biological process (GO): adenylate cyclase-activating G protein-coupled receptor signaling pathway; regulation of metabolic process
Cellular component (GO): plasma membrane; cytoplasm
Molecular function (GO): G protein-coupled receptor activity
Source: RefSeq, a predicted model, not a curated record
AUGAGUAACAGCAGCCACACUCUGCCUCUCGUGCUGCCCCUCACGAGCUUCGGCAACGUGCUGAUGUUCCUCUUCAACAUCCUCCUCGCCGCCGCCAUCAUCUUCCUCAACGUGUCCGUGUCGCUCGCGAUACUGCUGAGCGGCGCGCUGCGCGGGGAGAACCGCUUCAUGUACAUGCUGAGCACGUGCCUCAGCGACGUCUGUAGCGGCGUGUCCUACUACUACGCCGGCGUCUUCGACGUGAGGGACAGCUUCGGCUCCCCCACGAGAACCUAUCACAUCGUACCCACGUUCCUGGGCCUGUCUUACCUCGCCAUCCUGGCCGCGCAGGCGGACCGGUACCACGCGGUGGUGUCGCCUUUUAAAUACUCGCAGCGCAUGACGCGCAACCGGACCCUGCUGGUGAUCCUGUCCUACUGGGUCUACGCGUUCCUCAUCGUGGCCGUGAAUAACGUAGUGACGAUCGGAGUGGCCGCGAGGAUCACGAGCAUUGGGUCCUUUAUGGGGAACAUAUUGACGGUGAUCAUAAUGAUAGGGCUCAACAUCAAGCUUUUCGUGAUAGCCAGGUUCCAGCUGGAACGCGAGCCGCCCUCCGAGGAGAGGGACAGCCGGCGCUCGUCGGUGUAUCUCAUCCUGGUGGUGGCCGUGUUUUUCCUCGGCACGUGGCUCCCCAUAUUCUGUCAUGUCAUAGUGUGCAAUUUCUUCGGGACGACGUGCUACACGUUCAAGAACGAAGGCACCAACCCGCUGCGCAUUCUGCCCCGGGUUAACGCCGCCCUGACGCCCCUCCUGUACAUCAGGGGGUGCUCCGCGCUGCGCGUCGCGCUACUCGCCGGGGUGUGGAGACCCCGCUGCGGGGGCAGGAAGGUGGUGGCACGCUGUUAA